GGUGUCUCUUUUGUGUUCAUGCAUGACUCUUCUGUUUGCUGAUGGAACAGAAGGUCUUCAGUAAGUCCUACAUGGUGUCCAGACUGCCAAAAUUCGGUGCCCGUCCUGUCAAUGGUACCCCCUCAUCCCUUCCCAAUGGUGCGACCCAGACUGUGCUCACGCAAGAGGGCAAGAAUCCACCAGCUAGGCCAAAUGGAGUGGUCAGAGCCUCCUCCUUCUCCAUGAAAUGGAGAAAGGAUAGUGGUGGGCCGGUGGACCCUUCAAACCCAGCUGAGGGCACGAUACCAGAAGAGAGGAAAGAAGUUAACUCCCAACAUUCUCCUGGAAGUAGGGAGUUAAAAAGCCCUUCUACUCCCGCAACCAAAGUACGCAGGUCUGCCUCCACAUUGUCCACUGGAAGCCCUAAGCCUGCACCCAAAACUCCUAAAUCCAUCCCGAGUCCUAAACCAAAGCCCAAAUACUCUCAAAUUACGACAGCCUCCAAAAGUCAGGACAUAUCCCAAAAAAGCUCAGGCUCCAAGCCAACUCAAAAUGGGACUUCAUCUCUGUGGUCUUCACCGGGCCAAGCAAGCUCUUCGGGGCUUCAGCGACCAAGGGCGAACUCUAACUCUACUCAAAGCACCUCUAGAGACCGUUUGUCCCAGUCCAACGACAGCCUCUCACGACAGUCGCUCGUGCCUGACUACAUGGUGCGUUCUCAGAGCUUCACUCACUUCAAGCAACUGCCCUCGCUAACGUCCACCGCACCCAUGACGCGCUCCUUCUCUUUCAACAAGGCUGUGGAGCUAGCCAAACCGCUAACUAAUACACAGCUUCGUCCUCCGCGAACACUUGGACUCAAAUCUCCUUUGAGCCUGAGCAAAGGCCGGCUAGUGCUCGGUUUGGGGGGCCUGGGAUUUGAAAAGGGGAUAACAGAUAGACUACCUUCUGGGAAUCCUUCUUCAGAGGGUUUAACACCUCCUAAUUCCAUAAAAAGGCCUCUUCUGCCUAACUCUGUGCUGACAAAACCCUCAUUACAGGCCUACAGGCUAAAUCGACCAAUUCCUGCCAAACCGCAGUGCCCUCUAGUGGUUGGGAGGAGCCCAGUGGAGUGUGACAUUAUAACCCCGCCUCUCACUCCUGAGUUGCUCCAUUGUGCCACAAAGAACGCAUCAGCUUCCACAGAUUCCCCAGAGGAGCCUGUGACAGAGCCAGGGCUGGAUGGGAACCUCCGCUACACUGGGGAGGGUAUGGAGGACAUGUCUCUCUCCUCUGCAUCUUCUCUGGAGAGGAAUGACACAAGUGAAGAGUUCCUAGAUGACUUUAAAAAUCUAGGGGACAAGUCGGAGAAUGGCAUCCCUCUUAACAAAAAUCCUGUGGCCACUUCCACCCAAAUGCGCCUGCAGGGAUUCUUAAAUGAGACCAUGGACUGGACUGGGAUUGGUGUGGCAGGUGGCAAGGCAGAUUCAAGUGAUCCGCUCCGUGGUCCGCCGCUCAUGUCCCCUGACGUGGAUCGUCACGCGACCUCCUCUUUGGAGCUCUCCCCCUCUAACAGCUCUGGAGGAACAUACAUGUGGGAUGAGGAGGGCAUGGAGCCGCUGGGACACAACACACACAUACACCAUUGCAGCAGUUAUGAGUCAGACCUCAACAGCAUUGACAUUCUGAACAACUUGGAUAACACUGGCUCAUGUGACCUGGAAGAUGAUGACCUCAUGCUUGAUGUGGAUCUGUCAGAGGACAGGGCCUUACUCAGUGAUAGGAUGGCCCACUUCGAGCGCUCUGACAGGGGAGGCCGGCCGACUCAAUGGAGGAGGAGACAACAGAGAUGGAGUGGAAUGGAUCAUGCUCAUAAUGACAACAGGCUGGCUGGGUUUCGUUAUGAUGCCUGUCAUACAGGCCAUCGGCCCUUCCAUCCUGCAGUUCAGCAUGACAGUCACACGGUGGCGCUAGAUGAACUCACUCUCAAGCACAUGACGGAGGACUGCUCAUCUGUCAAAUCACAGCUGCUCAAACUUAAGAGUCUGUUGCAGAUGGAUGAUGGUGAGAUUACUCCAGAGAGUUUGGAUUCCAGAGAAGAUGACAGCAGAGCCCAGCAGAUGGAAGAACUGAUGAAGGAGGUGGCGCAUCUCAGGGAAGAGCUGAAAAAUAAAGAUAAAAUCAUUACACGGCUCACUCAUCAACAGCAUCAACAAUCUCCAGUGAGAUGUCAAUGUCAUCAGCAGAAGUCAGGGGUCAAAGGUGAGAGAAGAACUCAUCAUGAUAAAUCCACUCAGACGGUGUGGCGCCCGCCCCAUCAUCACCCUGCUGUGAGUCAUUUCUCGCUAUCUGGCUAACAACGUGCAUGUCAACUUGAUCGCAUCAUCAAGGCACCCAAAACUCUCCCAAAAUGUCAGUGUAGUGAGACGAGUGUAUCUGUGUGUGUCCUUGGUGAGCCGUCUGCCUCGUUUUUAUUUCCUGUUUCCCUCUAAACCUCUCUAGGCUUUAUAGGUGGCUAGUUGUUUACAAAAGGGGGAAACAAAUGUGUUGUCAGGGCUGAUAAAUCAGACAACACAUUCCUUCUGUUCUUUUCCUCUCCUCCAUCCUUUCCUCCCUCGCAUUCAUUUUUCAUGGUGAAAUAGCCCGACGGUCUCGCGGGAUGCACUGAGCUGAGGCUAGUUUGCCGAGGUGCCGAUUUGGCCAAUUUGCAGCUGCUAGGGGAAACCGG
Sinocyclocheilus rhinocerous is the source of this 2686-nucleotide messenger RNA. RefSeq names its product serine-rich coiled-coil domain-containing protein 2-like. Gene Ontology annotation, molecular function: microtubule binding. Gene Ontology annotation, cellular component: microtubule cytoskeleton. Lineage: Eukaryota; Metazoa; Chordata; Actinopteri; Cypriniformes; Cyprinidae. The record is from RefSeq and is a predicted model, not a curated record. Gene Ontology annotation, biological process: microtubule bundle formation. Bases 42 to 2315 code for a protein of 757 amino acids. The transcript has 9 exons.